Panicum virgatum (switchgrass) is the source of this 1131-nucleotide messenger RNA. RefSeq lists its product as uncharacterized. The coding region runs from base 1 to 1131 and encodes 376 amino acids. The record is from RefSeq and is a predicted model, not a curated record. Lineage: Eukaryota; Viridiplantae; Streptophyta; Magnoliopsida; Poales; Poaceae. The transcript has 2 exons.
AUGGCGGCGCCGCCGUGGGUGAUCCUGCGCCGCCGCCUCGGCCUCGUCUCUGCGCAAGCGGAGGCGGAGCGCCCCGUCUCCAUCUCCGUCGCGCUCAGGGAGCCGCCGCGCGUCACCGUCCUCGACGUGUCCCCACGCCUCCACCGCGGCCCCCGCCCCUUCGACAAGCUCCCCUACCUCGUCGCCACCGGCCCCGGCGUGCUCCUCGUCUGCUUCGCUGCCGGCGAGGUCCCCACCGUCACCGACGACCUCGUUCUGGUGCGGAGCUUCGUCUCGCCGGGGGACCCGUGGCGCCAGCCGACCACGGGCUCCCCCGACCUCGUACCCCGGCGCGCCGGGCCCUCCAUGCCCGCCUCCUACGACAUCCGGAGCGUCGGCCUCACCACCGUGAUGUUCGGCGGCUACCUCAUCGCCGAGCUCCGGGUCACCAGGACCAGCGACCGCGCCAAGCUCCUCCGCCUCUUCUCGCUCGACGAGCGGUGGUUCGGCAAGGCCAGCCUCUUCUCGCGCGACGACCAGGAUGGCAGGGCGCAGGAGUGGUCUCCCUCCGGCGUGCUCGACCACGACAAGAAGCUCUGGUGGUUCGACCUCUCGUGGGGGCUCAUCAGCUGCGACCCCAACGUCGACGACCCCGUCCUGCGCUUCCACGACCUCCCGCCGGGCCGCUAUCUCGUCGAGCCCAGGCCGUUCAUCCACACCAUCCGCUGCAUCUGUGUGAGCGACCACAUGCUGCGGUACGUGGACAUCGCCCGCGACAUUGAUGUAGACGGUAUAUGGGCCACCGAAGAGAAGGUGGUCAUGUGGACGGGGGUCCCCAGCUCUGACGGCGGCGAUGGCGACGGCGACCACGGCAUUAGGUGGGAGCAUACGUACGAGAUGAGCUUCCAGGAGAUCUGGAACGACGCCAGCUACGGGGAGACCCAGCUGCCGGCGGCUAUCCCUGAAAUCGUGCUCGUGCACCCCAGGCACCCCAAUGUGGUCUACUUCUUUCUGGGGAGGACCCUCUUCGCCGUCGACGUGCUUCUGCAUCGGGUCGUGUGGUUCGUCAAGGAUGCCCACAAGCUCGUGGCGCCAGGGCUGCAGGCGCUGCGUCCUCCCAUGGGACCUACCAGCCUCGAUUGCCAAUGGUAA